Capsaspora owczarzaki ATCC 30864 is the source of this 3607-nucleotide messenger RNA. RefSeq lists its product as hypothetical. The transcript is spliced from 4 exons. Gene Ontology annotation, cellular component: Golgi apparatus; COG complex. The record is from RefSeq and is a predicted model, not a curated record. Lineage: Eukaryota; Filasterea; Ministeriida; Capsasporidae. Bases 10 to 3453 code for a protein of 1147 amino acids. Gene Ontology annotation, biological process: intra-Golgi vesicle-mediated transport.
GCAAUACCAAUGCUGGGCCGAUCUGCUGCCCUUUCGAGCGAGCCAACGACUGCUCCACAUACAAGCAGCAGCAGCACCGCCGCCGCCAUGAUUGCGCGGGUUGCAGGCGCGACCAGUGAGACCGAUCGCAGUGUCGCUGCGGCCGAACGCGAGGCCGAGGAGCUCCUGAUCAAGCACAGCGUCAAGGACGUCCUCUCAACAGAGCAGAAGCUGCGCGGCGACAUUGAGCACAAGAAGGUCGAGCUGCGAACAAUGGUCGGCGAGCGUUACCGCGAUCUGAUUGACGCAGCAGACAGCAUUCUCGCCAUGAAGCAAGGCAGCAAUCUCGUCACACACUCACUCCAGCGAUUGCAGACGCUGUGUCUUCACGCAUCGGCGCGGCCACAGCCACAGCCACAGCCACAGCCGGUCGGUGGCGCCAAUGCAAUCAUCUCAAACGCAGCGGCCUCGUCCACGUCGACAUCCUCAUCCAAUCCGCUUGCAACUUCUGUCAAUGCUCAUGCUAAUGCUGUUGCUGUUAGUGCUGGAUUGUCGCGCCACAGUCGCGAGUCCGGAGUGCAUGGCAAGGGCGCCGCCGAUGUCGCCACGGCCAGCCCGAAGGCGCUCUUUCUGAUGGCGAGCCAGAUGAGGCUGCUUGUCGACGCACCCGAGCACAUCUGGAGCGCACUUGAGGCGCACGAGCAUUUGCGGGCUGCCAACCUCUUCCUGACAGCCACACAAGCCCACGCCGACUUUACGGCAGACGCCCAAAAGCGAACGCUGGCCGAGAAUUUUCCCAUUUUGCGCCAACAGUGGACCGCCAUCAGCCAUUUCCGCGAGCAAAUCCUCACGGGUGCACGAAGGCAGCUGUGUAUCACCUCAUCAAGCACCGCUGCUCCUGCCCCUGCGACUGCUCGCGAGAGCGGUCUUGAGGAUGCUCUGCAAACGCUCAUUGUGCUCGACCACAAAACCCCUCUGCAAGUCUUGGGCGAGCUGCUCGAGUGGCGCAGGCGCAGUCUUCUUCGCUGCUUUGCUCUCGAUGCAGACACUGUGCACGAUGUUCCAGAGCGGUUUACGCACAUGGUUUUGAUUGUGAAGCGCACCAUUGCCAGCGUGCACGCAUGUUUCAUCUCGCCCGAUGCCCCGUUUCCUGUGCCGUUGGACCAAUUGCAACGCGCAACGGCGUCGUGGUUUGGACAGUGCUGCGAGCACUUUGCAGCCGUUCAGUCUGGUGCAUCCUUCACAGCCCACGGACUGGCGGACGGGAGCCGCGCGGCUGGCGACGUCAAAGUCCCCCAUGGCACUGUGGCGACCGAGAUGCCCGACACUCCGGCAGGCGACCAUGUGCUCCUGUUUGUCCAUUCGUUGCGCACGUUGGGGUCUGUGGUAGACCGCGUGUUGGCUGCCCUGUCCGACUUUCCCGCGAGUGUGGUUGCUGCCGCCAUUGGCCGUGCCUGCUCCGUUUGGGAUGAGUUGGUUGUUCCCUCGCUUGUGGCUCGCGCGACGCAGUUGCUGCGCGGUUCCCUCGACCAAGCCACAGCUCAGCUGCGUGCUCAGUGCGACAGCGCCUUUGCCUCGGUCACCGCGUUCCAUCACCAGCAACAAGCGCGACAGUCGGCAAAAAUCACCCGCUCGACUUCCAUGUUUGAUAACUUGAUUGCCAUCGAGUCGUCACCCAGCGUGUCACAGAUCGUCGCUAGUCUCGACAAGGCGCUUGCGGCCGCGGUGACGGAUGCCAGUGUCCUCUGCACGGCCAUCCACACCCAGCUCGGCAAGUUGCCCGACAUUGCCCAGUCAACCGCGGCAGCCGCUCCAGCCUCGGUUCCGACGGCCAUUGCCGCCAUUUUCCAAGAUUUGUUGUUUUGCGCUUUGGCGCGAUUUAGCGAGGAAUUGACGACCCGCGUCAAGGCCGUACAGGCGAUUGGCGGCCAGAAGCACCCCGAAGGCGAUGCCGCCAGUCCCGCCGCCAUCUCGCCCGGCCAGCUGUCUGCGGAAACUGCCGACCAGCUGCUCUUCCUGGGCAAGUUGACGCAAACCGUGCUGUUGGGAUCGACACAAAUCAGCAGCUUCUUUUCAGCUCAGUUUGCCGCUCAGAGGCUCGGAGUCGUCAGUACUCCGGGAUUGGCCCCCGGAAUGCUCAGUGCGCAUUCCAACACGACCGUCCAACCCAGAGGCGCCGUUCCUAGUGCCUUGUCGCGUCUUCCCACCGCGCACAACACCAACUCGCCGCAGCCACUCUUAGACUUUUCCUCCCCGUAUGUCCCACCAAACACUGAAGCACGCCUGGUGGUGCUGUAUUUUGCCUACCGCAGCACCUAUCUUCAUGCCUACCUUGCAUGGGUUGAUUGGGUGGCACACACGAUUGCGGCUGGGUUUGAGGCGAAUUUGCUGGCCUUCCCCUGGGUGGAUGCCAUGACCGACGUCAUCGGCGCGACGGCGGGGGCGACUUCCCAGUCUGUCUUGCCGUCCAUUGCGCUGUCCGCUCGUCUGGGGUGGGACAAUGUUGCCGUGCACGAAGGCGACUCGACUGCCGCCUCCUCCGCGCCCUCGGCAAACGACAGCUUGAACACAUCCCUGUCCGCCCAUGCCAGUAUUGCUGUCCCGACAUGUGCGUCGAGCGUCAUGUACAACAUGCUAUUCGACCUGUGUCGUGAAAUUGAGCGCGCUGGUGGCCAUCGCAUCGACACCGAGGUGCUGCUCUGGCUGACCCGUGCCGUCUCGCACCAGGUUGUCGAGCGCUUGUCGCAUCUUCUUGCGAGCAAUCGAAUCACGCUUAAGCCGAUGCCGGUUGUCACCUCCACCGGCACCACUGCCUCUUCUGCCGGUCCAGCGAGCGUUGUUCUCGGCCAGGACGGCGCAAUCCAGCUCUUGUUCGAUGUGCAGUUUGGCAUCAAGCGAUUGCUGGAGGAGGCUCGCGGAGCCACCAAGACCCUGACCGCACUUGCCAGCGCGGCGGCUGUGGUGGCUGGUUCUGCCACUGCAGUUUUAUCCGCUCACGCACCAGCGUUGGCCAACGCUGGAAACUCCCACCAGCUUCAGCAGCAGCAGCACGAACGUGCAUCUCAAGUUGCCACCUCGCUACAGCUGCUAGUCUCUCCCUUCAGCAAUCCGGCUCAGGUCUUGUCCAAGGACAUUGGCUUUACGCGUGCUUGCGACGAGGUUUUGCGCCGUUUGGAAGAAUUGGUCGAUCCGUUCGAUUUCGCCGUGUUGUCACCUCUGCUGCAGACAAACGUCGAUGCUUGCGUGCACAAGUCUUCAUUGCUUUUUGGUGCUUUGGUGCUUCUUGCCCAGACCAACGCCGGUCCAGGUCCCAUCAAAAAGCCCUCUGCGGCCCUCCCUUCCAGCUCGUUCGAGGCACACUCCAUUCUGCCCGUUUCGUCGUUUUCAGGCCGGUUUUCGUUGCUUCCUGUGGUGGAAACACGCCGCAAGCAGACCGCCGCCAUGGCUGCUCAACCGCGACGUCUCAAGGCUUAGGCAGUCUGUUUUGUUUCUGGUUGGUUUUAUUGUGCAAGUCGAUUGUUGCACAAUAGUAUUUGCGACUUAUUUUAUAACUCGGACUGUUCAGCCCUUUACACAUCCCACUCUUUGUCAUCAAAGAAGAAAUCGUCAUCAUCCUCGAGCAAAUCCA